This is a messenger RNA of Caenorhabditis auriculariae, 5689 nucleotides long. NCBI's taxonomy places the organism in Eukaryota, Metazoa, Nematoda, Chromadorea, Rhabditida, Rhabditidae. The record is from the annotation of a GenBank genome assembly.
AUGAACCAGCACUCGAUUUACAUUGGGUCGGGUUCUCCGAGGUCCGACAGCGGAGGAGGGUCGCGACUGACCAACCUCGUCGCUGCCGAAGUUCCUUCCUUUCAGGUAGGCCUCAGUCCUUGUUUCCGAUCCGAAUUGAGCCGAGAAGUUCCUUUGUGACUGGGUUUUUUUAGUCGUUCCGAGGAUUAGAAGGAGUUGGUCAGUAAAACAUGCGUUCUGAGUUAUUAAUGCCACCCUGAAACUUCUCGUCGCGUCAAGAGCAUUUACUUGAAAUUCUAUAGUUUUGGAAAAACUUAACUUCGCCCCAAAAAGGGAAGACCAGUGUACACAAAAGUUGAUUACCGCUUUCAACAAAGCAAAAAUAAUGGAAAAUUUUUCACAGCUAUAUCUCGAUCGGAAGCUCUCCUUACAGAAAAUGUUCAAGAAGCAAAAGUAGAAUUUCAAAUCAGGAAAUUGAAUAGAAAUCAAUGUAAAGUCGCCUGGAUGUUUUAUAUGUCACGAAAUAAAGAAAAUAUUUCUUAGCCCUCUCCAUCCGUGAGUUUUUGUGCGAAUAGCUAUCAAGAAAAUGCGUCUCAUAACUUUAAGCGCAUUAGACAUAGAAUGCCUUUGUUGGUGAAACUUCGGAAUUUGGGAAGGUGUAGACUCUCAGGAUAAUUACAAAUGCACAGAAAAAUUCAGAGCUCGAGUAAGAAAACUUCUUUCGUCAGGACCAUAAAGUGUCCCCUUUCGAUAGUCGUCACUCACUGAAUUUCUCGAUUUUGAAGACGACGACGUUUUACGCACCGCCGAUUUCUACAUACCACGUCGUUUCGAGCGCUUCGAUGUUUUCUCCAGACCGCAAGGACUUCAUUUUGGCGCCGAUGCUGUGCUCGACCUCGGAAAGCGUUUCUUUGGACGAACAGCAGCACCAUCUUUCCGGUCCUGUCGACUCUUUGGUUUGUUCUGCUGGUUUUCUUUUUGAAUGAUGUUUUCAUUUUUAUUUAUUUGUUGAAAUUCCGAAAACUAGUUUCGAUCAGUUGAUAUUAAAAAAAAUCGAAACCUACAGGAUUAAAUACUUUUCAACCAUUUGAUAGGGAUAUCGGUAUCGAAUAUGCAUAAAAAACAAUUUAUGUGGGGAAAUGGCGUGCUGAUUUUUUAUUAUUUAAUUUCAAAGCUGGUGAAGUUUUGAGUAUUGAAAUAUCUUGAAAUCAUCUCCUUGAAGCAGAGCAAAUGUUCUUUUUUGCAGGAAACGGUCCAUCCGGCCGCUGUGCAGGCCGACCAAAUGAACGCCUACAUCGACACGUUCUUCGUGGACCACGAGCCGAGCACCUCGGCCGAUGGCGACGAAACUUUCGAGUUUUCCUCUCAUCUUUGCUCUGAGAUGAUUUGGCUGGUUUCAGAGAACUACGUGAUGUCGACAUCGACGUUGACGACUUCAAGUCCGAUGAGGACAUAGAGUAUUUUCCUCUUUCGCUUUGAAAUCAAGGAUAUUUUCUUGCAGUUUUGAAGAAGAGAGGAAACAGCUCAUCUUGGAACGUCAGGAACGGAUACAAACCCUGAUGCAGAAGAAAAGUCGUCGAGAAAUAGAAGAGCGCGAACUCGACGAGUUGUUGCAGGAAUCUGAGGAAUCUGUCCGUUUUUCUUCCGGUUCAAACAUUUUAGAAAAACAAAAAAUAGAUCGGGAAUGGAAAGCUUCAGGAAAACAUUCAACUACCCUGCUUUCAAAAGAUGUGAAGAGAUCGGAAACGUUUCAGAGACUCAAAGAUGAGCUGAUUGGAUCGGGGAGGAAUCGCGAAGAACGGGCGCGACUCCGAAGAGCCGAGGCCGCCCGGUCGCGCUAUCAACGGAUGUCGGAAAGCGAACGUCGGGCCUACAACCAGCGACGACGUCUGAAACAACUCGGAAUCGACCCCGACGCCAACAAAACCGAUUCUGACACGGUCAUACAACACGUCCGUAUGGCCAACGCCAAAAAGGCUGAGGCGGCUAGGCAAAGGUCUCUUUUUCGUUUCUUCCUCAUUCUUUCCUCUGGUUGAAAAUUGAACAAAGCUAAUCUAUGAAGAAUUCCUUCCAUAAAUUUUGCGCGAGUUCGUUCAAACUCCAUUUCCAGUUUUAUUAUGGAAUUUUCCUUCUGUUUGAAAUCAUGAGGUUUUAAAUUACACUUCAGCAAAGUUUCAUGAAAAGUCCAACCGGAGACCAAAAAGUUUCCUAAUAGGCAAAUUUUCAAAAAAGAUCGGUAGCUUUCGAUAUUAAAGGCCAAUGAGUUUGCGAAUCUCGAAGAGUUCUUCCAAGAAGACUCAGACAAAAUAGUAUUUUUUCUAAAAAGUUUUAUAGAUAAUUAUAUAUUAAACUUCAUUUCACAAUCUUUUUGCCAAUCAAAAAUUGGCCAGAUAUCACCGGAUGUCGUUGGAAGAGAAGCGAGAGUACAACCAAAGACGAACAGAAGCGUUCCGAAGACGUCGAAUGGAAGAAGAAAUGCUACUAUCGACGCCGGCCGGCCGAAUCUCUGCCGAGGCUCUGGCCAAGGCUCAGCAAAUCAUGAUUCGAAACGCUCGCAAGGCCGAAGCCGCACGGCUUCGCUACCAGAAAAUGACGCCAGAUGAGCGGAAAGUUCGUUUCGAAAAUACAAAAUUUUCCUUUUCACGCCUUCACAAAAAUCACAAGAUGAGUAUGGGAACAUUACAGGAGUACAACAACCGUAGAGCCCAGGCCAAAAGAGCGCGGCAACAGACGCGAGCGGCUCAGCAAAGGCGGCAGACCCAAUCCCAGGCCGCCGUCAACGGCUCUUUGUCCAAACGAAGAGGUUUCGUUAUAUUCCUUCGGAUCUUAUCCCAAUAAUCAGAACCUUUUCGAACGAGUCAUGUACGAAAACCAUUGAAUGGAAAGUUAAUCAUUUACUUCAAUUUAUACAAAUAACCGCAGAAGUAGACCGUCAGAAGCUCAGAAAAAGUUGAAGACCUUGUUAGAUUUUUUUCCACUGAAAUUUCUAUAAAAACUUUGUGAAAAUUUGAAAAGGUCUUGAAAAAUGUCCAAGCUGAUAUUUUCCUCGUAACUUUUCAAUUUGAAUUUGGUUUUCAGCUGCGGAGGUGUCCCACGACAUGUCUUUCGAAAACGGCCCCUCCUCGACUUCUUCUUCGCUGAUCAUGAACAACGACAUGUCGAUGCAGUCCGAAGACGUGCAGCCGAACCAAAGGACCUCCGCUUCGCCGGCCGUCGCCAGUCAGGACGACAUCUUCUUCCAAAUGGAGAGAGAGGUCGAGAAACGGACGAAGCAGGCGCAUAUGGUCUUGGCUCGGCAACAACAACAACAGCAACAUCACCAGCCCAAUAUGGCUCUGUCUCAGCCACAGAGUCGUCCCCUCCCGAUGCCUUUGCCUGAGCUUCAAGUCAAUCGCUUCCAGUCGGUGCAGGAUAUGGAGCAGCCUGAAAUCGUCCUCGAGACCCACGGCGAAAUGCUGGGUUCUUCUGAGCAGGUCCUCUUGCUCAAUGACGUCGAUGCGGUCCAUGAGAAAAUGUUCUGUCAGGUGGAGAGCCCUUCGGUAGAAAUUCGUUCAAGCAACGAUUUUAGGCGCAAUUGAUCGAUGAGAAAGCCCUCCAGCAAAUGCUGAUGACAGGAUAUGACUUGAAUGGGCAGCCUGUGGAAAUUCGGAUGGCGGACGGCACUUUGAUCAACGGACCUGAUCAGAUGAGGUUAAUUCAGUUAUCAAAUUUCUCAUUCGGGUAAGAAUAAGAAGAUUGUAUCGCAAUAAAAAAAUUCCCAAGGGGGAAAGUUUCGAGAGGUUUUUGUUGGGUUGAAAACGAGAAUAAUUUUUCAGAGCGAUAAGUAGCGGCCAGAAGAUUUACAUCACUCAAAACGUUCCAAUGGAUAUGAACGGAGGAGGGAAAAUAGAGUCCGCGAUGGCGAAUCAACCCAUUCAUCUCAUUCCGACAACGUCCAGCGAACACGGCAUCUACGAAACGGUGGAAGUCGGCGAUAUCGUUUGUUGUUUUCUGUCUUUCUGAGCGAAAAAGGACUUUUGCAGCCGGAUUUGCGGUACUCUUCCGAAGGAAUCCAACAAGAUCUUUCUCCUUCGCAGAACCACUCUCAAGGCGGCGCCAUGACGUCGAAACACGCGAUGAGCAAAGCGCGACGCGCCGAAAGAGCAAGGCUACGGUUCGAUUUGAACUUCAACUAGCGAGCUGUCUUUGCUGGCACCAGUCUCACAAGUUAAUUAUCGGGGACCUCACAGACAUAGACUUUCUGAAAAUCGAAAAGAAACAUUUCUCUUUGUUCUUUUGUUGUGGUAAGCCUUGAGAUCCUUUCAAGGAAGACUCGUUAGUUGAGAAAUGAAAAAACGGGAGAUAUUGACAGGAAGUUUGAGUCAAUUAAAAGCAACAAAAAAAAAUUGUCUGCUUUAAGUUUAAUGAAAUUCAAAUAGAUCUAAAUGAUUAGGUAUUGUACAUAGAUACAGGCGAGAUGUAGCGUUAUGAGUUAUUCAUUCAUUUAUUUAUUCAUUUAUCUCACUCAAAGAGUUAUGAGGUUAAAGUCCAAGAAGAGAACGCCUUUUUUUUCUCUGUACACGCAAAAUAUAUCCUUUUUCAGAUACCACAGUAUGGAACCUUCACUGCGACAAGCUCAGAACGCGAAGCGGGCCGAGAUGCUGCGGAAGGCGCGAGCGCGAGACGACGAACUCUGUCAGUUGGCCGAAUCAGUGGCCCUAGAACAGAUGGACGAUUCGACAAGAAAGAACGUGAUCGACGCGCAGGCGCGACGAGCAAAGAGAGCAGAACAGGCUCGGGCCAAAUAUCACCGCAUGAACAGGUUCGUGAGGAGAGACGAUGAGCUCUGUCUACCUGAGAAAUAAGAUGAUUUCACUAAUUAAUUGGGAGAUCUCUGAAUUCGGCCUGACGCAAAUCUGAGGUAUCAUUUGAAGACUCUAAAGGCCUCAACCUCUACAACUUUCUAGUCUUCGAAAAAAAAGCUCAAAUUGACAGUGUGAUGUUACUGAUGUUACUUUGAUGUCGCACUUAGCACUUUUUUCUUGCAUAAAUAGAACGUUUAUGUCAUAAAGGGUAAAAAAAAAAUAGAAAAACGAGAUAAUCAAAAAAAAUUGAUUAAAUCUUUAUUUCCAAAAAUUUACCGACGUGAGAAAGAAUGAAAAACUCAACACAGUUUAUUAUGAUAAGUUCUCUUCAAAAAAGAAAAAAUAAUGAAAAAUUAUUUUUUUUUCAUUAUAAACUUCUUUGUUGCAAGUUGCUUUAAGCUUCAAAAUCAUACCACGUCUCUCAUUUCUUAGUUUCUUCAAUUUUCGACUCAUGAGAAUUUUUCUUAAGAGCAGGUAUUUUUUGGAACGGACUUGUUUAUUCUUUUGGACAAACUGAAGAAAAAAGCGGCUCGGGGAACAAGUGAAGUAUUACAGCGAAGAGCGACGGCAGUACAACGCGAUGCGAGACGCGCAGCGACGACAACGCAAAAGAGAACAGGAAAAUCGCGCGCGGCAGCGGUUGCCUGCGGCUCCAAACCAACAUCACCAGAUGCACGACGGUGAGACUUCUUUUUUUGAUUCUAUCAAUCAUUCUGGAAUCUCAAGGGUUCUCUUCGGAAAUGAUGCACGAGCCCUCUUCAGAAGAUAGACACGACGGCUCUAUUUCGCCGGGCGGAGAGAACUCCAUGUUGUACUCGUCCUACGACAUGUACCCAAGAGAGGACCUUUCUCGCUGGGAGCAGUGA